This is a messenger RNA of Trichoderma aggressivum f. europaeum, 2406 nucleotides long. RefSeq lists its product as uncharacterized. Gene Ontology annotation, biological process: proteolysis. Bases 1 to 2406 code for a protein of 801 amino acids. The record is from RefSeq and is a predicted model, not a curated record. The transcript has 3 exons. Gene Ontology annotation, molecular function: serine-type endopeptidase activity. NCBI's taxonomy places the organism in Eukaryota, Fungi, Ascomycota, Sordariomycetes, Hypocreales, Hypocreaceae.
AUGGCUGAAGAAACCGACAUUUCUGCUCGCCUAGCGUCGCGUGCGACAGAGUUCUCUCAAGAGAUUUUCAAUGCACUUAACAAGGGAUGCUUGAAACCUGCCGACUUGGGUAGUUUCUGCGCAGCUCUCAACGUCGCCACCAAACUCCAUGUAAUCAGUGAAUUUCUUAGAUCUCUUCCGCCUUAUUGGAUUGAGCUUGAUAUCGAGCAACUUUGCCACAAGAUUCUACAUAGCCUAGAUGUCAUUUCUCGGCUAACGACGGGACCAACGCGUUCAUCUCCAUUCAAGCGGACAUAUUUUACAGAUGCAGAGACAAAACUUGUCUAUUUUUUCAAGACGCAGACGAAAAAAAGCCAAGAAGUCGCGAGCGAUUGUAUCAGCCUCAUCGACAAGCUGACCAAGGGCGAAGACGACGUAAAAGGACUUCCCAAAGGCGUGACUCAAAAUCUGGACACACCGGACACAUCUUUGGACAGCCUCAAUAAUGAAGCUUUCAAUGCUCUCCAAUCAAUCGCCGAUCAACCAAGCAGCCCCUCGGAUGAUGACCAGCUUUUGUGUAGAGGAGGGUUCUGCCAUAUCAUCGAUCAACAGAUCUAUGCUAUCAUUCCUCUCUCAUUCAAAGACGGUCAAGGUCUCUUCCGACUCAACCAAUCGCAAGUCCUACGCCAAAUCUUUCAGGCCGGGGACGGAGAACCUCUAAAGAGGGUCUUACGCCAUUACAGCCUCGAGCCGAAAGAUAAAGUAACCCUUUCAUAUGCCCUAGCACGAUCAUUCUGGAAGUACUAUAAUUCAGAACUACUAAUGCGGACUAAGUGGACUAGCGACAAUAUCUGGUUCAUGCCUGAGGAGGGCAACAGGGGCAAUAACGAGCAAAUGCCACUAUGCGCCUACCUGUCAUUUCCUUCCGGCAAUUAUGGCGUGAUCGAUCCUGGUAUUCCAGACAAGAGUCAGCUGACGCAUAAAUAUCCUCAGAUAUUUGACAUGGGCGUAUUACUCCUAGAAAUCGGCCUCUCCAAGCCUUUCCAAACCCUAAGUCGUCAAAAUCAAGUCUCACAGGCAAACUUUAACCACAAGAGGGCACUCGAUGAGCUGGACGAGCUUGAAAAGAUGAACCGGGAUGGCUUCAUGAGCAACAAGAAGUAUUUUGAUGGUGUUGUGAAGUUCUGUCUCAAAAGCGAGGGCAUCAUUCCUUCAUCGGGACAACAGAAACUCAAUGGGAAAGAAGACAUCAUUAUACGGAGAAGGUUCCACGAAAAUGUGGUCCGCCCACUUGCAUGGCUAGCAAAAAAGGGGUUCAGAGCGCAAGCUGAGAAGAUUAACUAUGUCAACAAGAAGCUUCAUUCUCCCCCACGAGGAAUAUCACAUGACGAGCCUCGGAAACUGGAACCAGAAGCAAAAUUCCACAGCGCGACUGUAGUUCCUCAGAUGUGGCUAAGCAACCUAAAGAGAAUUAGUGAGCUGGUAGAGCACAAACGACGUGAGUGUGGAGUUACAGCUGAGAUACGUGUUGCCAUUCUGGAUACGGGUUUGGAUAGAGAAUUUCCUUCCUUUCAAGCCAAGAGCAGAAUGAUGAAAAGCAUCAUCGAGGAAAGAGAUUUUGUUAAUCCUGACGCUCUAACCAUGACGGAUACUUUUGGGCAUGGAACCUUGAUGGCAAGGCUCAUUAUGGAGUGUGCUCCCGGAGCAGGUAUUAUGGUUGCGCGUGUUGCCAAAAACACUGAUGACCUUGAGAGCAGUCGAGAAAAUAUCAAAAAGGCCAUCCUCUGGGCCGGACAGACCGGCAAAGCCGACAUUAUCUUCAUGUCUUUUGGCUUCCCUUACGAUGACCCAGGGAUGCGCGAGGCUAUCGAGAAGGUACAGAAGGACCGCCAAGAAGAUAUAAUUUUUCUAGCUAGUGCUGGGAACUCGUCUACAGACGAUGAGAGUUUCCCUGCCCGCCACCCUGCUGUGAUAUCGGUCUUCGCUACGAACUGCAACGGCAUCUUUCUGCAAUCAAACGCAAGAAGUUCUACCAACGGCGCCGCCGUGCUCGGCACAUUCGGCGACGACAUUCCGAGCUCAAUCAAAGAAGAAUUCAGUAAUACAUACCCCAAGGUGUGCGAGUCCGGGUCCUCAGUCGCCACGGCAAUAAUGGCGGGCAUAAGUGCCACGAUGCUCAUAUAUACCACGAUGUUGCCUUCGUUGGUUUCGCUGCAAGGGAAGGCGGCUAGCACAUCGGACAAUAUGCUACCACGACUCCGGACUACCAAAGGCAUGGAGGCAGCGCUGGAUCGACUAGCACCAGAAGAUAAGGAUCAUCCACGGCGUAGGGCUGUUAACCCGAUCUGGUUCUGGAAGAAAUCGUCUGAUCUUGCUCGAUAUGCGGCUAUUUUUGAUACCUUGUCGAACCUUGACAAAAGAUUGUGA